AUGGCCGCGAAAGGCCCCAUGGGCAGAGCCAGACCUGCGAGACACUCGGAAAGCGUUCGCUCUCUAAAGAAAACAGCCAUCCAUGUAAUGUCACCGCUGGCAUCGCCGCCGAUGGUGGCAUCGCCCAUUGACGAUACGAGAACCGAGGACUUUUCUGCUUCGAUGGAGUAUCUCAUCACCAUGCCACGACGUAUCGAUGAACCGCUUGUAUCCUUCCUGUUACGAUCGAUAUUCAAGUUCCCCCUGAUAUUUAGCUCGGUGCAAAGCGCGGUGACUUCGUUGAGUCGAAAUCCGGAGAUGGAAGGCUUCAUGGAGACGUACGGUGAAGACGACGGGCAAGCCCUGAUCUUCGUCGGAUUCCUGUACGCUAUGGGGCAAGAUAUACAGAUACAGCAUGCCCUUGAGGCUCCCGACAGACUGCCUCACGAUCUGACAUUUUGCGAAACAAUUGGGGUAUUACACCUCGCCGAGCUUUUCGACCUCGACAGCCUGCGGAACGCUUCGCGGUUAAAGCUGCGAGAGCUGCUUCGCAAGCCUAUAUCCCCAUCCGACUUCGGAUGGGCGUUUGGUACGGGAUCAAGAAUUACGGGGCCACUCACGCUUGAGCCCGAAGUGCCCAUGAAGAUCGCAAUGGUUGACCAUUUCACUCACCUCUGGGAUAAGGCUACAGCGCCUCACGGCGAGAGGCAGUAUCUGAAUCUUGGGAAAGAGAACAUUGAAUUCUACCUGUUGGUCAAGAGCUUCUGUCUAGGCAAUGUCAACGAGGAGGGAAUCAAUGACAUGUAA
Molecule: messenger RNA, 786 nt
Organism: Cyphellophora europaea CBS 101466
Lineage: Eukaryota; Fungi; Ascomycota; Eurotiomycetes; Chaetothyriales; Cyphellophoraceae
Exons: 1
Coding region: 1-786 (261 amino acids)
Source: RefSeq, a predicted model, not a curated record